This is a messenger RNA of Candida tropicalis MYA-3404, 1971 nucleotides long. Its product is annotated as MCT family MFS transporter. The coding region runs from base 1 to 1971 and encodes 656 amino acids. Gene Ontology annotation, biological process: transmembrane transport. NCBI's taxonomy places the organism in Eukaryota, Fungi, Ascomycota, Pichiomycetes, Serinales, Debaryomycetaceae. Gene Ontology annotation, molecular function: transmembrane transporter activity. The transcript has a single exon. The record is from RefSeq and is a predicted model, not a curated record.
AUGACAAACUCAUCACUGUCAGAAGCAAGGAUAUCUACAAAUAAGAGUCUAUCUGAUGAUUCCCACCAUUCUACAAUAGAAGAUGAAGAAGACAUUAUACCUUAUCAAAUCCAACAAAUCACUACUAGAUCCUCAUCAGCAUCAACAGCAGCCGCAUCUGAUAAUAAUUCAAUAUCAAGAAUAAGAUCAAACCAAUCUGAAUUAUCUAGAAUAAUAAGUGGCAUUCGUGAUGAUGAACAACAAUUAGAUCAUAUUACUAAAUAUAAUACAUUUGGUGAAUCGGAAUUUAUUUUAGCAAAUCAAUUAGAUAGAGUAGGAACUAAUGUAAUAGAACACCCUCAACGAAAUUCAAUUGAUGAUUUAGAAUCACAACAGCCAAGCAUUGGUGGCUCAAAAAUAUCAAGUAGAAGAUCAAGUAUCCAUGAAAGAUCAAGUGAUUCUGAAGAUAAAAUUACAAAACAGGAUGGAAAUAUUGACCAACAAGAAGAACAAGAAGAGCAAUGUCGAUAUAAACCAGAUGGAGGAAUGGCAUGGAUUAUGGCCUUCUGUGCUAUGAUGGCUAUGUUUGCAACUUGGGGUGCAAAUGCUGGAUUUGGUGUGUUUUUAAAUUAUUACUUAACAAGCAAUACAUUUCCAGAGGCAACACGUUAUGAUUUUGCUUUAAUUGGUGGUAUUAUUGUUUGUUUGGCUAAUUUAUUAUCUCCAAUAACUGCUUUAGUUUAUAAAGUUUUUGGUUUUAAAAUUAGUUGUUUUAUUGGGAUUAUAUUCCAAACUGCUGGUUGGAUUUUAGCUUCAUUUGCUACCAAAUUAUGGCAUUUAUACCUUACUCAAGGUGUACUUGUUGGUAUUUCUUUCCUGUUGAUUUUCAUUCCUGCAACUUUGGUAUUGCCUACUUGGUUUGAAAAGCAAAAAGCAGCAUCUAUGGGAUUUUGUGUUUCUGGAGCUGGAUUGGGUGGGUUAAUUUUUUCAUUAAGUGUUAAUAAAGUAAUUGAAGAUACCGGCGAUCAAAAAUGGGCUUUAAGAAUGGUUGGUAUAGUUUGUUUCUUUUCAGUUUUAUUUAGUGCCUUGAUUAUGAAACCUAGAAAUUAUAAAAAAUUACCUUUAAAAUCAACCAUGACUAAGAAAUUCAUAGUUGAGAAUUUUAAAGCUAUAUUUGAUCCCAAGAUUGUUAAAAUCUCCGGAGUUUGUAUAAUUUCCAUUUGGUUUGCCAUUGCACUUUUAGGAUAUACCUUGAUGUUAUUUUCAUUAUCUUCUUAUGCCAGUUCAGUUGGCCUUUCUCAUUCGCAAGCAUCAGUAUUAACUGCCGUUAUGAAUGCAGCUCAAAUUGUUGGACGUCCAUGUAUGGGGUUAACUGCUGAUUCAAUAGGUAGGGCUAAUUUUGCAAGUUGUGCAAGUUUAUUAAUUUCAAUUUUGUUGUACGCAUUUUGGAUAAAUGCAACUUCAUAUGGCUCAUUAAUUGCAUUUGCAUGUAUAAUUGGUUUAAUCAUUGGUGUUGGUUCUUCAUUAGCUCAACCAUUAGCUGCUGAUGUAAUUCAUCCUCAUAUGGAUAAAAUGCCAGCUGCUUGGUCAGCUAUUAAUAUUUUUGUCUCACCAUUUUGUCUUGUUUCUGAAGUUAUUGCACUUUCAUUGGUCACUAAUCAUUCAAGUAGACCUUAUUUGCAUACGCAAAUAUUUGCUGGAACUUGCUUUUUUGCAUGCUUUUUAAUAAUGUUGACAUUAAGAGAAUAUUUGAUUAGAAAAUUCAUAAAGGAAAGAUUGGAGUUGAUGCAAAUUAAGUUGACAAAUAUUUCUGGUACUACCAAAAGCGGAUACUUGAAAUCAGAUGCCAAAACUGAAAGCGAUGAUUCCGAUGAAGGUGAUAACGCCGAAGAAGAAUCUAUUUUAAAAGCAAGAGUUGAAAGAUAUAAUUAUUUAUUAAGAGGGUCGGUCAAGAAUUAUUUUGUCCGUAUGUUAUAUCCAGUUAGAAUAUAG